GCCUCGGAGCAGAGAGGUGGAGGGCCGGGGAAGGGCUGGAGAAGCGGUGGGCUGGAGCGCAGACCGCGCCUGGACCCCCGCCGUGUGCGCGUCUCCCCGGCGAUUCCGCAUAAAUGUCGGAAGUAUUUCCUGUGAAGCAUAAGAACCCCUGACCGUGGAAGUGCCGCACAAGCAACCGUUGACUGUAAAGUGAGGCAAAGCAUGCAAGAGCCGUCUGGUUGAGGUUACGACUGGAACACCACCGCGCCCACCAGGAGACCCGGGAUGGAUCUGCACCCGAGCACCACCCUCACCUUCCCUGAGAAGCGGCGUCCGGAGACGUCACCUUCUGGCUGCAGGAAACACUAUGCUGUCAGGAAAAAACUGAAGUUCAUUCGAAUCUUAGGCCUUUUCAUGGGCCUGGUCGCCAUCAGCGCGGUCCCAUUUUCAAUCGGCGUCUUUUCUGAGACAGAGACACAGAGCACGGGAGAGGCCAGUGGUGCAAAGGGCCCUGGGGUGGCACACGGUUACCGGCAGAGAACCCUCUUAGAUUUAAAUGACAAGAUUCCGGACUACACGUCACAGCCACCUCUUUCUGAGGAAGGCACAUCUGAGAAUGGUACAGAUGAGGACCAAGGGAACUACCCAAGAGACAUCUUUUCCCUCGAGGAGCGAAGAAAAGGCGCCAUCCUUCUCCACGUCAUCGGCAUGAUCUACAUGUUCAUAGCCUUAGCCAUUGUCUGCGAUGAGUUCUUUGUUCCUUCUUUGACGGUCAUCACGGAAAAACUGGCCAUCUCUGAUGAUGUUGCUGGAGCCACCUUUAUGGCUGCUGGGGGCUCAGCCCCGGAACUUUUCACGUCUCUCAUAGGGGUGUUUAUUGCUCACAGCAACGUGGGCAUAGGCACGAUUGUGGGCUCGGCGGUGUUCAAUAUCCUCUUUGUUAUUGGCAUGUGUGCUCUGUUUUCCAGAGAAAUCUUGAACCUGACAUGGUGGCCACUCUUCCGGGAUGUGUCCUUCUACAUCAUUGACUUGAUCAUGCUGAUCAUAUUUUUCCUGGACAACAUCAUCAUGUGGUGGGAAAGCUUGCUUCUCUUAACAGCUUACUUUGUCUAUGUGAUCUUCAUGAAGUUCAACGUCCAGGUAGAAAGAUGGGUGAAGCAAAUGGUUAGCUGCAAUAAAGUCGUCAAGGUGGCAGCACCAGAGGCCCAAGCAAAGGGCUCCAAAACUGUCCUGGAACUGGGGUGUUCAGCAAGACAGCUGAAAGUAGCAACUGGUGGGGACCUGAGUCAGACUCAAAGAAGAGAGCAACAGUCGAAGCCAGAGAAUACGGCCAAGCCACGUCUCCAGCGAGGUGGAAGCUCUGCCUCCCUCCACAACAGUCUCAUGAGGAAUAGCAUCUUCCAGCUCAUGAUACACACCCUCGACCCACUCGCUGAAGAACUUGGAUCAUAUGGAAAACUAAAAUAUUAUGACACAAUGACUGAAGAAGGGAGGUUCAGAGAAAAGGCUUCCAUUCUCCACAAGAUUGCCAAGAAGAAGUGCCAGGUGGAUGAGAACGAGAGGCAGAAUGGGGCUGCCAAUCACGUGGAAAAAAUCGAGCUCCCCAACAGCACCAGCACGGAGGUUGAAAUGACGACAUCCAGGGAUGCUUCAGAGCCCGUGCAAAACGGCAACCUCUCCCACGGCAUUGAAGCUGCGGAGGCCCAGCAGACCACAGAAACGGGUGACGACGAGGAGGACCAGCCUCUCAGCCUGGCCUGGCCUUCCAACCCCCGCAAGCAGGUCACGUUCCUGAUUGUCCUCCCCAUAGUGUUUCCUCUCUGGCUUACCUUGCCCGACGUCCGCAAACCUUCAGCAAGGAAGUUUUUCCCCAUCACGUUCUUCGGCGCCAUCACCUGGAUCGCAAUAUUCUCUUACUUAAUGGUCUGGUGGGCACACCAGGUUGGAGAGACAAUUGGCAUUAGUGAAGAGAUUAUGGGUCUGACCAUCUUGGCCGCUGGGACCUCCAUCCCUGACCUUAUCACCAGUGUCAUAGUGGCCCGGAAGGGGCUUGGGGACAUGGCUGUAUCCAGCUCUGUCGGAAGCAACAUUUUUGACAUCACCGUAGGGCUCCCGCUGCCCUGGCUCCUGUACACCAUGAUCCACAGGUUCCGGCCCGUGGCCGUGAGCAGCAAUGGCCUCUUCUGCGCCAUCGUCCUGCUCUUCAUCAUGCUGCUCUUCGUCAUCCUCUCCAUCGCCCUCUGCAAGUGGCGGAUGAACAAAGUGCUGGGCUUCAUCAUGUUCGGCCUCUACUUCGUGUUCCUCGUGCUCAGCGUCCUCCUCGAAGACCGGAUUCUCGUGUGCCCCAUCUCCAUCUAGAGGAAAAGCCAUAUCUUGAACCAACAGCCCAGGUGGGACCCCCGCUCUGGGUUCUAGACUCUCUGAUGUCUGGAGAAGAGGCAGCGGGCACCCAGCCCGGGCGUGUGGCGUGGCCCUCCUUGGUGGACGUGAGGAGGGGUGGACCCAUAAGGACCCGCCCGCUUCACAGACUGCUGCCACCCUUGCCUGCUGAAACGGCUUCAUGCGAGAGGCAGAGAGAACUGUCCAUCCGAGGCUUCUCUGCACUCACCACGGACGGGUACUCCUCGCUGGUCGGAGGUACAUUCUCGGUAAUGAUGCAAACAGUGACAGAGCUGCGUAUACACCUAUAAGAUAUUCAGAGUAUAAAUAGAUGCACAUGAACACACCGCCUGUUCCUGUACUAUUCCUCUCCUUCCACACCUAUAGAGUCAUACACACCUGUACACAAACACAAAGAAACACCAUAUAUAUAAAAUUAUAUAUAUAUAUGUAUGUAUAUAUAAAUACACAUGCAUCUUUUCAGGGAUAGCUCUAAUAUAUUUAUAAUAUCUAUUUGAAGAGGGGCAUCGACCUUCUGUGUGAGCUUUACCUCUUUAGGGCAAGAGGUACACCAAUGGAAUCAUUGCUGUGACCUUCUGCCUAACCUUGGACUUCCUGGGAUCCUGCCGGGUGAGGUGGAUGCUUCAGGGACGUAGGUUUCGGGAGAGAGGGCUGGGUGGAGAGGGUCUGUCGUGGUCCUGGGUUGAGCCCUCCAAACAUUUCCACAAGCCAAACAGGGGAGACUCUCUGCCCACCCCACAGGGUUACCUGGGACAGAAGGAGGUCAAACCCGGACUUGGUCCACACUGGUUUGGGGGCAGAGGGACGGUAACCAGGGUUGUUGUUUUUGGUUUGUUUUAAAUAUAUAUAUAAUGCCCCAGCAUGCGAGUAGAAACUAUGAUUGCAAGCCAAAUUAGCACUUUCUAGGACAGCGAGACUAUAUAAAAUGAACCUCUGCUGUUCCCAUGCAUGUCCCAUUGCCAUCAAAAGAAGGGAGGCAAGUAUAGAUGCAGUUGUCAUUUAGACACAUUUUGAUGCUAAGGGCUCUCAUAUAAUCCAAAUGCUGCCCAAAGAGCCUGGAUAUGCUAGUACAAUAAGAAAUUCCAUCCAGUAGAGGCGCGUAGUGAGAAUUGCCACCUAAUGGGAAUGGAAAGCAUAGUUCUUCAAAGCAUCUUCCAGUGUGAUCAUAAAGGGCUUCGGUGUCUGAAGAAAUGAUUACUCCUUAAAUAGAGCUCAGUGGACUCUGACCAAUACUGCUUGGGUUGAGGCAGCGUAGAGAUGUUUAGGAAGGCAUUUGCACACGAGGAAUGUUUCUGAGUCCUCUGUGGAGUGGUGCCAAGACCAGGAUUUAAAGUUCAUGCACCAUCCGUGUUUCUCCUGCCAUCAGGACCCACCUGGGACUCUCUCUAGCUUACAGAGUACACAGAAGGCUAUACGCGACAGCUUCUUCACACUGGCCUCCAGCCAGCCCCGCCAAGGUGUUGAUUUCCUGAUUUUGCUCAGCAUUCAUGGGAUAGUUUCAUUCCAUUCAUGCAGUGCCCCCAGGUUCUGUUUGACACCGUGUGUGAUUUCUCAGAUCUAUGUGAAUAGAAAAUAAAACCAGCAGGGAAAAAAU
Eptesicus fuscus (big brown bat) is the source of this 3973-nucleotide messenger RNA. It is a transcript of the gene SLC24A2, whose product is annotated as solute carrier family 24 member 2. Gene Ontology annotation, molecular function: calcium, potassium:sodium antiporter activity; calcium channel activity. Gene Ontology annotation, cellular component: membrane. The record is from RefSeq and is a predicted model, not a curated record. The coding region runs from base 265 to 2337 and encodes 690 amino acids. NCBI's taxonomy places the organism in Eukaryota, Metazoa, Chordata, Mammalia, Chiroptera, Vespertilionidae. The transcript has 11 exons. Gene Ontology annotation, biological process: long-term synaptic depression; intracellular calcium ion homeostasis; long-term synaptic potentiation.